GUGACCAAACGAACCCUAACUCGGAUUAAGAAUUCCCAUCAAAUCCUCUUCUAUACUCUCUGCGUUUCUGGUUUAUCUGUUCACUCAUACGCCAUUAGAUCUCACUCUCUGAACACAACAUUAACACCUUCUUCCUUCUCGCUUCUCACUUCUCACUUCUUCAGAUAUAUGUGAAGAUAAAUCCUAGUAUGGAAAAUAAAUUUGGGCAAGUAAAGAAGCUAGUUCACAAAGUAGGAUUCAUUUUGGAGUUUGCACAAAUUUUGUCUACAAGAAACUAGGUUGUUUUAGCAAGGAAUCUUUUGUGCUAUUUUGUAUACAUGACAGAGAAGAUGGUGCUGUUACUAGUUUAUUACAGGUUUAAGCUGUUGAUUGUUACCGCGUAGAAGUUAUUGAAACCUAAAAACAGCUAAGUAAAUAUUUAAUGUAUGGAAGACCACAAUUUUGUUGUUGGUCAAGAAUUCCCCGAUGUGAAGGCAUUUCGGAAUGCGAUUAAAGAAGCUGCUAUUGCACAGCAUUUUGAGCUUCGGAUUAUUAAAAGUGACCUGAUUCGGUACUUUGCUAAGUGUGCAUCCGAUGGCUGUCCAUGGCGGAUUCGUGCUGUUAAGCUUCCCAAUGCCUCAACGUUUACCAUAAGAAGUCUUGAAGGGACACAUACUUGUGGGAGAAAUGCACUCAAUGGGCACCAUCAGGCUUCUGUUGAUUGGAUUGUGAGUUUUAUAGAAGAAAGGUUACGAGAUAACAUCAAUUAUAAACCAAAAGAUAUUUUACAUGACAUCCAUAAGCAAUAUGGUAUAACGAUACCAUAUAAGCAAGCUUGGCGUGCAAAGGAACGGGGCCUUGCAGCAAUAUAUGGCUCUUCUGAAGAAGGGUAUUACCUACUUCCUUCGUACUGUGAAGAAAUAAAGAGAACAAAUCCUGGAAGUGUUGCAGAGGUGUUUACCACUGGUGCAGAUAACCGUUUUCAGAGACUUUUUGUUUCCUUUUACGCAUCAAUUCAUGGUUUUGUUAAUGGAUGUUUGCCCAUUAUUGCUCUUGGCGGAAUCCAGCUGAAAAGUAAAUAUCUCAGCACAUUCCUUUCAGCAACUUCUUUUGAUGCUGAUGGUGGGUUGUUUCCACUUGCUUUCGCUGUCGUCGAUGUAGAAAAUGAUGACAGCUGGACAUGGUUCCUGUCUGAGUUGCAUAACGCACUAGCGGUGAAUAUUGAUUCGCCGCAGAUUAUAUUUAUAUCUGAUGGUCAAAAGGGUAUUGUGGAUGCAAUAAGAAUGAAGUUCCCAAAAUCUUUUCAUGCAUUCUGCAUGCGUCACUUAAGUGAAAGCAUUGGCAAAGAGUUCAAGAACUCUAGGCUUAUUCAUCUUCUAUGGAAGGCUGCAUAUGCUACUACAACUAUUGCAUUCAAAGAAAAAAUGGCUGAAAUAGAGGAGGUAUCUCCCGAAGCCGCCAAAUGGUUACGGCAAUUUCAUCCUUCCGAAUGGGCCCUAGCAUAUUUUGAAGGGACAAGAUAUGGUCACUUAUCCUCUAAUAUUGAGGAGUUCAAUAAAUGGAUUCUUGAAGCCCGGGAGUUGCCAAUCGUCCAGGUGAUUGAGCUGAUUCAUAGCAAACUUAAAACCGAGUUGGAUGACAGGCGUUUGAAAAGUAGUUCGUGGUGUUCUGUGCUUGCUCCAUCUGCUGAGAGGCGAAUGGUUGAAGCCAUUAAUCGUGCAUCCACAUAUCAAGCCCUUAGAUCAGAUGAGGUAGAGUUUGAGGUUAUUUCAGCUGAUCGAUCCGAUAUUGUAAAUAUUGGCAGCCAUAGCUGUUCCUGCCGUGAUUGGCAGCUAUAUGGGAUACCGUGUUCGCACGCUGUUGCUGCUCUUAUGUCAUGUCAUAAGGACGUCUAUGCAUAUACUGCCAAGUGUUUUACUGCUGCAAGUUACAAUGAUACCUAUGCAGAGGUGUUACACCCCAUCCCUGGAAAACAUGAAAGGAAGAAAACAGAUGAAUCUAUCUUGGAUGAUGAUAUCGUAGUUGUACGACCACCAAAAUUUCGCCGACCUCCUGGGAGACCGGAAAAGAAACGAAUUUGCGUGGAGGAGCAUAAUCGCGACAAACAUACAGUGCAUUGUAGUCGAUGUAAUCAAACUGGGCAUUACAAGACAACAUGCAAAGCAGAGAUGAUUAAUAGUAUAGAACAGUUUUAGUUGUCUGAUUUUGUACCAUGUAGAAGAUCUAGUUUAUUAAUUAGUAUAUGUUUAGGACACAUAUUAUUCAGAUCAUGUAAGAUAGGUAUACAAUGAUAUUAAAUCCACUGGUGUAUGAGAAAUAAAGUUUUGGACAUUGUAGGUUUGUAAUCAGAAGCUACUGAAGCCUGAAUAUAGGGAGGGUGGAAAAUAAUCCUCCCACGCAAUGCAUGUAUUUUUUAAUUCUUGUUGCACAAAAUCUGGUUGAUUCAGUUUUUAGUUUUUACCUCACUUUUGUACGCAAGACUAUUAGCAGAGUUGGAAGUUUUGGAACCA
Molecule: messenger RNA, 2489 nt
Organism: Cicer arietinum (chickpea)
Lineage: Eukaryota; Viridiplantae; Streptophyta; Magnoliopsida; Fabales; Fabaceae
Source: RefSeq, a predicted model, not a curated record